GGAACAAACAACUUUCCUCCCUGUUUUCCACUCAUGUACCUCGAUAUUCCGGCAGAGAUUCCUCCAGAGCACCAGUGGACUGUGUGGUGGAUAUAUCGUGAAUGGCUACUGUUUGAACUGACAUUGGUACUCAAUUUUAUUGCCUGUCUGUGCGUCCUUUUCUCGCACCCAGCCUCUGUGACCAGUGGACCGACAGAUUUGGGCAUUUCAUUGACAGAAAUGUUCACUCACACCCUUGCCAGUUUCUUCCUCUGGUACCGACCUGCUUACAACGCUUACAUGAAGGAUGUAUCUCUUUAUUACUUCUCGUUCUUUAUCUUUAACGGUUUCCAUAUCCUUUACACAUUCUACAAGGCAGUUGGUAUCCCUUCAACGGGUGGUGCUGGUCUAAUUCUGUUGGUAUCUUUGUUCUCUGACGGCUUCAUUGUCACCGGUAUCUUCACAUUACUGGCUACCAUCUGCUGGUUGGUCAUGGGAUUUGGAGCUAUCUACCUUUAUAAGCGUACCUAUGACCACUAUAAAUCUACUGGACACACCUUUAGCGAGGCCAAGCAAGAAGCAUUUGUGCGCAUGGGUCGGUCUGCUUAUACC
Phycomyces blakesleeanus NRRL 1555(-) is the source of this 591-nucleotide messenger RNA. RefSeq lists its product as hypothetical. NCBI's taxonomy places the organism in Eukaryota, Fungi, Mucoromycota, Mucoromycetes, Mucorales, Phycomycetaceae. Gene Ontology annotation, biological process: protein transport. Gene Ontology annotation, cellular component: recycling endosome membrane; trans-Golgi network membrane. The annotation marks the transcript as partial. The transcript has 3 exons. The record is from RefSeq and is a predicted model, not a curated record.